Messenger RNA from Suillus subalutaceus, 222 nucleotides. RefSeq lists its product as uncharacterized. NCBI's taxonomy places the organism in Eukaryota, Fungi, Basidiomycota, Agaricomycetes, Boletales, Suillaceae. The record is from RefSeq and is a predicted model, not a curated record. The coding region runs from base 1 to 222 and encodes 73 amino acids. The transcript has a single exon.
AUGAUCGAGACUAGCAAAGGUAACAAAGCCGGGGAUGUUCUUUGCGAUUGUGCAUGCAUCACGCUAUGCAUAUGCAGGUGCCACCAAUGCAACCGCAUCUGCUGCCCUCUCGCAUCCCUUUCUGCUGCGCAAAAAGGAAAGGGUAGGAAACAUGCAGGAUUGCCUUGGUGCUGGCAUUUGAGGGCCAGUAUUUUUCGGAUGACGAGACGUAUGAUUCUGUAG